Molecule: messenger RNA, 759 nt
Organism: Vicia villosa (hairy vetch)
Lineage: Eukaryota; Viridiplantae; Streptophyta; Magnoliopsida; Fabales; Fabaceae
Exons: 2
Coding region: 1-759 (252 amino acids)
Source: RefSeq, a predicted model, not a curated record
AUGACUAACUCUCAACCACAAGGUGCUCUACCUAGUGCUACGGUUACGAAUCCCAGAGACAAUAAUCAUGUGAACGCUGUGACUACCAGAAGCAAUAAAUCCAAUGACAAACCUGAGAAGAAUUCUGAUGAAGAAGAUAUGUUGAUUGAAGUGGAUGUAGAUAUUAAAGAAAAUGAGGUUGGCAUGAAGAUUCCGGUUAAAAAGAAAGAUCGAGGUUCAGUAACUACUCCAUGCACCAUCGGUGAUAGGUCUUUCAAGAAAGCUCUGAUUGAUUUGGGAGCAAGUGUAAGUCUUAUGCCAUUAUCCAUCUACAAAAGAUUGGGAAUAGGUAAAGUACAAGAUACACGAAUGACACUUCAGUUUGCUGACCAAUCGAUGAAAAGACCGUACGGAGUGGUAGAAGACGUGUUGGUGAAAAUCGACAAGUUCGUAUUCCCUGUAGAAUUUGUUAUUCUAGAGAUGCCCGAAGAUGAAGAGAUACCAAUCAUUUUGGGAAGACCAUUUUUAGAGACCGGGAGAUGCUUGAUUGACAUAGAGGAAGGUACAAUGACCUUGAAAGUCUAUGAUGAGGAACUAAAGAUUGAUGUGCGAAACACCAUGAAAUACAAAGAUGACAUUGCCACAAGUCAACACAUUGAGGUAAUUGAUCAAAUUUGUGAUGAAGGAAAUUCUUUGACAACACAAAAGUUACCUUUAGAGAGAGUAUUGAGUUUAUCAAUCUUUAGAAAAGAGGAGGUAGUUGAUGAAAAAGAUAGUUAA